This is a messenger RNA of Ailuropoda melanoleuca (giant panda), 609 nucleotides long. RefSeq lists its product as uncharacterized. The transcript has 3 exons. The record is from RefSeq and is a predicted model, not a curated record. The coding region runs from base 1 to 609 and encodes 202 amino acids. Lineage: Eukaryota; Metazoa; Chordata; Mammalia; Carnivora; Ursidae.
AUGGUCUACGAUGGAAAAACAGAUGAACAAAAAGGAGAAUCACUCACUUCCUGCUCCCGCUCUGUGCCGCAGGGGGAUGAGUUAGUUAUAUGGACUUAUCAAUCGGCUCUCCAGUUGCACUCCGGUUUCCAGUUGGGUUUGGCCAACGGUAGCCACCAGCAGGUGCUCCUGAGCCCAGGUAGUGGUGAAGGACAAGGUCGGGAGCUGGGCUGUACUCUAUCCUGGCAUCUUCGUGUUGAAAUCUCCCAGGUUUCUCAUGGUUCUUCUUGUUUUCCAAGACUGGUUCCGGGGAUUGUGUCUAGCAGUGUCUCCCAAACACAAUGGAGCCAGCAUCUGAAGGGACAGAUGCAGGUUGCAGAAAACCGUCACUCUGAGAACGGUCUCACAGACAAUAUUGAGAGGAUAGUAGACAAUGAGAAGAUUAAUGCAGAAAGGUCAUCAAAACAGAAGGUGGAUCUCCAGUCUUUGCUAACUUGUGCCUACCUGGACCAGACACUUAUGUCUGUGCUAUUACAGGGACCUGCUGUGCUUGCAAAAGAAAGACCACCAAAUCCCAUUGAAUUUAUAGCAUCGUACCUUUUAAAAAACAAGGCACAGUUUGAAGAUUGA